Messenger RNA from Notechis scutatus (mainland tiger snake), 2396 nucleotides. It is a transcript of the gene OMA1, whose product is annotated as OMA1 zinc metallopeptidase. Gene Ontology annotation, cellular component: mitochondrial inner membrane. Gene Ontology annotation, molecular function: metalloendopeptidase activity. The record is from RefSeq and is a predicted model, not a curated record. Gene Ontology annotation, biological process: protein quality control for misfolded or incompletely synthesized proteins; mitochondrial protein processing. NCBI's taxonomy places the organism in Eukaryota, Metazoa, Chordata, Lepidosauria, Squamata, Elapidae.
UGCCCAAGUAAGCUUUGCGACCGUCCCUCCUUUGGGCGCUACUUAGCCACUAGAGCACGAGUCGAGAGGCUUUCCCUGCGACGCUCCGCCCUCAAUCCCGGAAGGGAAGCGAAGCGAGUGCCCGGCUUCGGCCUUCAGCGCAGCCAAAGCCCUUGAAAGGGACGGACAAAUGGAGGGUGCUGCUAAGGGGCUCUGAGGCUCCGAGAAAACCGCCUCUUUUGAGGGGGAGAGGAGGGGUGUCGAAUGGGUUAUAAAGAGACCCACCCCCGCGGUCGCAAGCCCCUUUCUUCCCGCGCCCCCUUUGAGCCCCUUCGCCCGCGUCUGAGUUCUCUCGGUUUCGGGGAAGGCAGAACUUGAAGAAGGACGAGCUGUAAAACUUUCGGCCCCUCCUCCUCGUCCGCCGCCUGGGGCGUCUGGUCUCAGCCGUUUCCCCGGGCCGGAUGGGUUCAUUCCCACGUUGGUGAUAUCAAAACUCAACGAUAGAGAGAUGGCUUCCUUUGGUGGCUCAAGAAACUGUAUUUUAAUUCAGUUGGCAUCUUCACUUAAUUGGGGAAAACGCGUUAAUCCUUACACAUUUUCCAAUAAAGCUUUAAAUGUAGCCCAGCAUCAAUUGACAAAGUGCCAAGCAUGGAAUAAAAAGAACAUUAGAUUUUAUUUGUGGAGAGACAAUUCCAGAAUCUAUGAAAACAUCAUGAAUAGAACCCACAGAUGGCCUCUGGAUCCUAAAAACGUAGAAAUAUGUACAACCAGAUGCAGCUAUUUUAGAAGGCCUUGUAUACUCACUCAGCAAAAAGCAAGAAGAAAAGGUGUAUUAUUUGAAGCUACUAUGUCUCAAAGAUUACAAGACAUUUCUACUCAGACUAUCCAGACCUUCAGAUGCUUUCACGGAUCAUCAAUACUGAAAGCUGCUCCAGCUCCACUCUUACUGAUGAUCUUGAAACCAGUACAAAAGCUUUUUGCUAUCAUCCUUGGGAGGAGCAUAAGAAAAUGGUGGCGUGCACUUCCUCCAAACAAGAAGGAGUUAUUUAAAGAAGCUGUGAGAAGAAAUAAAUUGAAGAUAACCCUUGGAAUUUCGAGCUUAGGAGUUAUAUUUAUCCUUUUUUAUUUUACACAUUUGGAAGAGACACCAAUAACUGGACGCACUCGGCUUGUAGUAUUUCACAAGGAUCAGUUUGCAGAAAUGACAGAAAUUGAGUAUAACAUGUGGAUGCUACAGUUUCAGAAUAAAAUGUUGCCAGAAAAAGAUCCCCGUUACCAGGUGGUUAAGAAAGUUGUCACUCAUUUAACUGAAAGCAACAAGGACAUUCCAGGAUUCUCUGAAUUUACCUGGACUAUCCAUGUGGUAGAAGAGCCUAACAUUAAUGCUUUUGUACUUCCAAAUGGACAAGUGUUCGUUUUCACUGGUUUGCUAAAUGCCGUGUCAGAUAUCAAUCAGCUCUCAUUCAUUUUGGGACAUGAAAUUGCUCAUGUUAUUCUGGGACAUGCUGCAGAAAAGGCAAGUCUGAUGCACUUCCUGGACUUCUUCUCCCUCAUUCUCCUCACCAUGAUUUGGGCUGUCUCUCCUCGAGACAGUUUAGCUGUGAUAGGCCAGUGGAUCCAGAGCAGGUUUCAAGAGUUACUUUUUGAUAUGCCAUACAAUAGGACUUUAGAAGCUGAGGCUGACAAGGUUGGACUUAGGUUUGCUGCUAAGGCUUGUAUGGAUGUAAGAGCCAGUUCUGUCUUCUGGCAGCAAAUGGAACUGGCUAAGACGCUACAGAACGAACCCCAAUUACCAGAAUGGCUUUCUACACACCCAUCACACGAAAAUCGAGCUGAACAAUUAGACAGACUGAUACCAGAGGCACUUAAAAUAAGGGAAAGUUGCAACUGCCCAUCUUUGCCUGGUCAGGAUCCACGCCUUAUAUUCAAACUGAGUAUGCAGCAUCUCUUGCAAGCAUCUGAAAGUCAAAAAACCCCAAAUAUUACUCCUCAUGGUUCUGCGCCCCCUAACAUUAAACUUCCAUUUGCAAAAAAGGAAACAGUGCCAGUAGACCAUGUCACUGGGAAAUAACACCCCGGAUGAAAGCCAAAAUAUUUCUGGAUACUUUUUAUCCAAAUGCUCAUCACAUGGCGGAUCCUAUGCCAUAGGUUUUUGUACAAACAUUUGAUGACAACAUGAAGAGAGAAAGAUGUGAAUCAUGACUGAUUUCUUCCCCAAUCCUAAUGUGGAUAAGAAACAUGAUGUUUGGAUGGAUUGACAGAAGAUGGCUUCUUAUACACAGGGUUGUCAUUCAUUCCUCUUUGGAGUUGCCUGAAACUUGCUCCAUAGAAGUGUAGAUUCUACUUAUAUAACAAGAUAUCUACCAAGGGCUGUCGCACCAGAUGUUGAAAAACAAAGAAAUAAUUGUCCAAUUUUU